UUUUGGUUUCUGACAAGCCAAUGAACGAAUCAAUUGAUUCUUGUUAUUACAGUAAUUUCAUUAAUUUAUGAGUUCCACUGUAGUUUCAACAUUCAAAUUCAAGUUAAACAUGUUCCCUAAUAUUUUAUCCAAUGUACAAAACUGUCAAAUUCCUCCAGAAGUAUAAUAAUAAGUUAAAACCAUGGGUGUUCCUAGCUGGAUGGUUAGACGUUUUCCUAGAGGUGGCAGAGGCGUUGAUGAUGAAGUCAAAUUGGAUCCAAAGAAAGGCUUUGUAGAAAAUCUCAGAGAAGUUCUCAGCAAUGUAUGCAAAAGACAAGGCAUAUCUGAAGACAAGAGGAUUGCUUACUUGAAUUCAUUCAUCAGAUUACUCAACCCAAGCAAUAAUCCGGAGAUAGGUAUAUCAAGGGAUGACUUCUUUCAUUGUUUAAGGCCUUUACUAAUCCAUGAAUCGGUUCGAAUUCGGGCCACGGCUCUAAAUCUGGUCAAACAUUUUCUGCGCUCCAAGCAGGAUUUUGCAAGCUGUGUCAAAUUGCAGUAUCCCUUCCUGAUUGCGAGGAGUUUGGACCUGAAAGUGCAGAGCGACACCGAGCGAGUGCAGGCGAUCUGUGUGGCACGGCGCAUGCUCAGUGUGAACGCCACUGAGUUCCCGCUAGCUGUGGCAAGGGCAUUGGUGGCAGUCGCCACUAGCACCAUAGACGAGAAAGACCGCUUGCUACGUGCCUCUCUCGCCGCAUUGGUCGAAUUAUGUAUCCUAAACCCAGAAACGUUCAUAACGGCAGGCGGAGUGACGGCUCUAAUCCGCAACCUGGGAUCUAUAACAAUGGCUCGUAUGGCCGAAUCCAUGCUGGGUGCCCUUCUGUUUCUGCUCAACGACCCUGUGACUCGGUCAAGGGCUCACAUCGACCUGUCCUGUCUGGCUGUGCCCUACACUGAGGGGGGCAGUCAGGGAGGCACACGGCUAGAAUGGGCUCAUGUUGUGUUGGUAUCACUGUUGCGCUCGUGGCCGGGCAUGCUGCAUUUCUGUCACACACAGAGAGAGGGCCUGCGUUCGAUAGUGGCCACCCUGUACCUGAAUCAGCACGAGGUGCGGCGUAGUGUGGUAGACCUGUUGUACGAGGUGCUGAACGUUUGUCAGCCGGAGUGGAGUGACGAAGCACAGGUUGCGUUGGAUGCAGUGGAUCCAUCCCGACAUCAGGACGCCUACAGGCUGGCUGAUGGGUUUGUGGCCCAGGAAGGGAGAACAGUCUUGCCGCAUUGCUCCCGCACCAGAGUGAACCUUCAGGAAGUGCAUUUAUCACUGUUGCUGUAUUCGUUCCUAGAGGCUGGAAUUCUAGAUGCCAUAGUGGAAGUCAUUGUCUCAGAUGACUCCUUCCUAUCUGUCAGGGCCACCAUACUGCUUGGUGAACUCCUCCACCUGACCCAUCUGCUACUGCCGCCCGAAUGCUGUCACGUGACACCAGUGAUGCCAACUUUGGUGUCAUAUGCAGUACGCGGUCGACGAAGUGCUACCAGCUUGACGCAAACUAAUUUCGGCGCCAACCGCCAUCAGGCCGGCAGCAACAGUAGUGCUCACUACGAACGCUUCAGGCGUCAGAUGCAGCAGGACGAGCAGAGGAGGAUGAGGAGAAGGAGGGAAGCGGUAGGAGGAGGUGGUGUGGGAGGAGGAGUAGAGGGGAAACGGGAGAGGAGGAGAACGGUCAGCGGGCAGAGUUGUCGAUCUCGCACAGUGUCGGAUAGUUCGGGAGACAGAAGUAGAUUGGACAGAGACAGUGUUUCAGCCUCCAAUGAGCCAUACAGCGCUGGUCAAACUAAAACGACCUCGAAAGCCACUAGCCUACUACGUGAUAUACAGAAUGUGCUGAAAGACAACUCAGAACUGAAUAGCAGUGCAACAUCGCUGGAUGACAACAAUCACGGACAACAACAACUACAGGACACCGACAAAGUGGUGCCAGAAAUCGGAGGAGAUGGUACCAAAGUGGUACCAGAAAUUGUAGGCGAUUCUGCCAAAGUGUUAACAGAAAUUGUGGAAGACCGGGACGUCGACAAAGUAACACUGGAAAACCUCAACAGACAAUUCCGGGACUGCAUCAAAGUGGGCACCGACAGAGUGACACUGGAAAACCUUGACCGGCAAUUUCACGGUGACAAAGCGGGACAAAAUCGGUUUUUCGGUGCCAGAAAUUGGGAACCAGGUCAGCAGCCGUUGCCCGAGUUUUUCGAAAAAGGAGCACCGGCUUCCGAUGAAGAUUUAACGGCCCGUUACCCGGUUGACGAGCCGUUCUCGAUACGCGUGCAACAGCGCGCUUUAACGGCCGUUGCAACUUUGGCGCGGUUACAUCGGAUGCUCCGUAAACGACCGGCGCCUUCGUCGAUAUUCCUCGAUCAUCUGAUAACGUCGAUCGAUAAAAAACAGAGUCCCACCAGUAGUGAGUUAGCUAGAGCUAAGGGGAAGACAUUGAGCAAAAGUAAGCUGUCUCAACUUCUCAACAAGGAAUCAGAGGAGGCUAUUAAGGAUUCGGGUGUGUUAAUUGUGAAGGAUCCUUUCUCCUGGAACUGGGACGUCAUUAGAUCUAUCCUGAAAGGAAAACCCGAUUUUUCAAACGAAACAACUCACCGACAAUUCUUGAGAAAACUGUUACAGUUUUUCCUACCUAGUAGCCGACAGCUGAUGAGGAUUGAUGUAGGAAGUGAUAGGAGAAUCGCCAACAUAUACACCAUGACUGCCUUGGAUUUUCUGGAUUGUUUGGUUGUUUCCAGUGUGAAAGACUCUGAAUGUGAGAAGAUUUUGUUGGAGUUUUUUGGGAAUAUCUCCACAGAAAUCUGUCAGGUCAAAUCGGCUCCUCACAGUUGUCUACUUAGUCCACAAAACGUUAGUGGGACAUUAUGUUCGGACUACUUUUUGUAUGUAGGACAUUUGAGUAGAUCUGAAACUGGGCGUAGUGUUCUAGACAAAACCGGAGUUUUUAACCUGUUGUUAGAACUGAUAACCUGCAUAAACCUGGAUUGUUACGUGAAGUUGAUUGUGUCAACCUUGGAUUACACCGAACCGGGUUUCGCGAGGAAAAUCAUGGACACAGUGUUGAAAUCGGACGUUGUCGGUUUUAGAAUGUAUGCGACAAAAAUGUUGCAUGUCAUGUUGAGGACUCCGAUGCAAGCCUGUCAAUCAAUGAUUGAUUGGGUGAUUGUGGGAUUGAUUGAGAAAGUGAGUGACACUGAUCGAGCUAUCAGUAAUGUUUCCUUGGAAGCUUUAGAUGAGGCCUGUGACUGUGUGGAGUAUCUGAGAUCUGUGGUGAAGAUGUACCCCGUCCAUUUAGAAACCUUGAGUGAUUCAGGGUUGUUGGUGGGGGUGAGGCUGUUGUCAACCCCUGAGGGGUUCGUGAGGGGUUUGGGGGAUGGUUUCGUGAGGAGACAGCUGGAGUAUUGGGGUGAGGAGAUGAAUUUGAGGUAUGUGUGCGUGGUGGAGGGGAGGUUGUGUGAUUCGCUGACUCUGCAUGAACGGAAUGAGGACGGCACGUAUUGUGGGAGGGUGUCCGGAGUUAAGAGGAGUCCGGGAGAUGUUUUUGUGCCGGCGCAUCUGUAUGGUCAGUUGGUGCAACAUGAGGCCGGGUUCAAGAUGUUGAUUGAGGAUGAACACGUCAAGAGGAUGGUUGAGAUAGUCCACCAAUCCAACACUUGUACCGAGCGAGCGGUGCUUGAGCUGAAGGCAGCGUUGUGGGCAUUGGGUGCUGUGGCCUCGUGGCCUGUGGGUGUGAGAUGGGUGUGCGCCCAAGGCAUUACACAAGCUGUGCUGCGAUUGGUCACUGCCAGCUGUGGAGGGGUCUACUCUGUCAGGGCCACUGCCCUGUAUGCUCUCAGUAUGAUGGCCACUAGCGAGGACGGCGCAUGCGCAUUGAGGGAAGAAGGAGGUUGGCAUACUACCAGACAUAACCGACACGAGAGAUGGCCUGUCCUGGUCAAGUUGGAUCUGCUGGAAGAUGUGGUCGUCAAUGAUGAUGAGGAACAGGACACGAGUCAAGACAGCUCGAGCCUUGACCAAUCAGCUGAUCCCAACACUGGCACUCUAGGCAGGGGUCACUUCUACCUGCCGCUGGACAGCGACGAUCAGCUGAUGGCUGGAUCAGCUGAUUCCCAGCUGACUGCAGCUGAUGGCCAGCUGAUGCGACAGCGUAGGGCGGCCACUCUGCCAGCUAGAGGCACCAGUGAUAGACUGAUGCCUGGGUAUCAGCAUAUACGCAGCUAUAGUGAGAGCAAGGCUGAUGAGGAGUGUCCCAGUGCUGAUUCCAGAGCCAACUUGAGCAUAGAAGGUCUGCGUAAAAACCGACCCAGUAGCUGUGAUAUAAGCUCUGGUAGCUCCACUGAUUCCGUACAGCAGUAUGGCAAAUACAAUGUGGCAGAUCGUAUACAAACUCUGAGCCCUAUACCAAGUUCUGGCUCGCUGACUACUAUCAAAUACCCAGCGGUCACCAAUCCAAGAUCGCGCCGUACCAGCGUUACUAACAGUGUCUCGUCUCACAAGAGCGCCCGUCUAAGCCAACAGGACGCCCAGGGCUACGCCACUCUACGCUUCUUGCAUCGUGGUCGUCGACCGCUACUGAAUACCACCAAUCAGCUGACUACCUCCUUCAAUCAGCUGACGACCACUUUUAAUCAGCUGACUCCUCUGUCGCCCAUCGAACAGCUGGCUAGUGCCGAUCUGCGCCGUCAGAUAUCGCCACUGGUACGGCCCAGGAAUAUGGUGCAUCAGGUGGAAGCUUCUGAAUUCGAAGGCGGGGUAGGGGCUGAAGCCGUAUUGUGUGACGUCACAGCCGGGAAGAAUGUGCACAAUAUGAUGCCUUAUCAGAGCAGCCGCAGUUGUAUUGCUAGAGGAUCUGAUGCGUCAGGGGCUGAAGAGUCAUCAUGGAGUGGCCCCACCUAUUUGGGCAUUUGUUUGCCGCAUAAUCUGUGUGACCUGUUUCCCAGUGACGAUCUCAGGCAUGAUAAACCAAAGCCCUACAAUAGGACUGAUGUCGACACCAAUCAGGAUGCAGGUGCUGAUAACAGUUCGGCCGACUCGGAAACCGACACGGGAACUGACUCGGGUGGCGGAGGCGGCGUGGCUUUGCUGGCGGUGACAGCAGCCAAUAGCAACCGACAACGGCGCCGCCAUGACAGGCAGAACUGCUUACUGUGCACUUCCAAUCGGGCAGCCAAUCAGAGGGUGUCUCGCCUGAGGAAGAUUUCGUCUAGCUCCACACAUCGUACUAGGACUGAAACUGAAAGCAGUUACGGCGCUCCUAAUGAAGGCGAAAGCCCUAUUAUGCUACCCUGGCAAACUAGAGGAGGUCUGGAAGGUGUAAAUAGUGUUGAUAGCUCCAGUAGUGCUACGAGCAUAGUCCAUAGAUCGCCAAUGGACAAUAUGAGAAGCAGAUCUAUGGUGAGGCGUGAUAUACUGAAGAUGGCUUCUCAACUGGCGAAUCCUGUCCUGUAUAAAACCUGUAAACAGGCGCUACUGCAGUUGAAACAGUUGUACAACGAUUUGUUCCAAGAUAUCUGCGUGUACUCGGAUGUCUGUUCGAUUAUAGCCAAUAGCAUGCACCGGAUUCAAGCCAGGCGAUUUCUACAGGAAUUGUUCCUUGAUAUACCGUUCACUGAGCUGUAUGAAGACGCCAUCACUCUGCUAUCAACUAACGGGGAUAACGGCGGUCUAGACGAGUACCAGGACAAUCAGCUGACGUCAGCUGGCGGCGGAGGCGGGGAUCAGCUGAUGCAGAAUCAGCUGGCGUCGGCCCAAUCAGCAGCUGAUGGAGGAGGAGGGGGAGACAUCUGUGAUGCCAACAGCAGUAGCGGUUAUAGGGUGGUGGGGGGAAUGAAAGCCGGAGCCAAAUCUGCAUUCAACGACGAGCAGAGGAGUAAUCCACUGUUGGAGGUAAUUCCAGAACACGACGCCAGGAGUGAUGGUUCGUCUCGCGCCGACAGUUUGAGUCAAUCGAUGUUGAAUCUGAGUGACUUUUCGGCGCCCAACUCGUUCGAUGCCAACGAUGGAGUGGCUAGUCUGCUCAGCACAAGCCUAGAUACUACUGCUUACAAUGUGAAUAAUAAUUUAUGGGUUCUGAUGCAGGUAAUUCCAGAACACGACGCCAGGAGUGAUGGUUCGUCUCGCGCCGACAGUUUGAGUCAAUCGAUGUUGAAUCUGAGUGACUUUUCGGCGCCCAACUCGUUCGAUGCCAACGAUGGAGUGGCUAGUCUGCUCAGCACAAGCCUAGAUACUACUGCUUACAAUCAACCCACUACGACAUCACCACCACUAGUACUGCGUCCACGUCUACACUCGACCUCUUCCGCUGCCUCUUCGUCUCCAAUGGUGUUGCUUUCUCACUCCAACUCGUUGCCUUCCUACAAGAGUGGAUCGAGGCCUUCCUUCAAGACUGGAUUAAGGUCUUCCAGCCAAUCUCCAAGCGCCGAAAAGGCCAAACAAAUGAUUGAGAUGUCUUCUAGUAAGAUCAGUGUACUGCAAGAAGCUCUGAAGAAAACUGGUGAUUCGUCUUCGUCUUUGACGGCUGCAGCCAAUCAGAGAGCCGGGUUUGGGGUGGGCGUGGCAGAGGUGACCAAUGAGAAGAGAGGAGCUGGUAAGGUUGGGUUAGAGGUGUCCAAUGAGAGGAGAGGAGUUGAAGAUGUGUUUGAGGUGGCCAAUGAGAAGAAAGGAUUUAUGGAUAGUUCCAAAACGACCAAUGAGGAGAGAGAACCGGAUAAGGCUGGUUCAAAAUCGACUAUAGAAUGUAAAGGAGCGGAGGUUGGUGGUUCAGAAUUAUUGACCAAUGAGAAUAUAGGAGCAAAAAAUGCUAAUUUAGAGAAGACCAACGAAAUCAGAGGAUUAAUAGACGUUAGUUUAGAAGCAACCAAUGAGAAGAGAAGAUCAGAAAGUGCUGGUUUGGAAUCUACCAAUGAGGAAAGAAGAUUGGAAAGUUUUGGUUCAGAAGCAACCAAUGAGAAGGAAGGAUUGAAGGGUGUUGGUUUAGUUACGACCAAUGAGAAUGAAGCAUCAAAGAUUGUUAGUUUUGAAUCGACCAAUAAGAUGAGAGGAUUAGAUUGUAAAGUUUCAAAAGCAGAAAUUGAUAUUGAAAAUUCGAAAGUCGUUGAUAUGGAAAAAGUUUCAAAAGUUGUUGAUAUAGAGGAGAAUGGUAAGAAGAAAGUUUUAGAAACUGUUGAUGUAUUACAAGUUAAUCAAAAUAAAAUUUCUAAAGAUAAUGAUUUAGAAGGAAGCAGCACGAAAAAAGGUUUGGAUUUUGUUGAUUUAGAAGCUACUGAGAGGGAAAAAUUAGAAGUAGUAUCAGUUGAUCCAGAGAAAGUUUCCAAAAUUUUUGAAAGCAAAAGAGGCUUAGACACUGCGAUUUUAUUAGAAGAUACCAAAGAGUCUAAAGUUGUUGGUUUGAAAUCAGCUGUUAGGAAGGAAGAAUCUAAAAAUAAGGAUUUGAAAUCAGCCGAGCUGAAGGUAGGAUCUAAAGUUGAGGAGGAAAUUGAACCAAGUUUAUAUCUUGCAAAAGAUGAUCCAAGUUUGAAACUUACAAAGGUUGAUCCAAGUUCAAAUCUUACAAAGGUUGAUCCAAGUUUAAAUCUUACAAAGGUUGAUCCAUGUUUGAAACUUACAAAGGUUGAUCCAAGUUUAAAACUUACAAAGGUUGAUCAAAGUUUAAAUCUUACAAAGGUUGAUCCAAGUUUAAAACUCUCAACGGUUGAUCCAAGUUUAUCUAGUCUACUCAAACCAGACGAUUCGACCUUGUAUAGUUUGAAGUCUGAUGAAUUUCCAAAACUUGAUCUUAGUUUAUCUAAUCCAGAGUCCUAUCAAUCUAAACAAAGUCAAAAGGUUGAUCUAGGAUUAUCUAAACUAGGGUUAGAGGUUGAUUCAGUUGCAUCUGUUGUUAGUUAUGAAGAAACUGUCACUAAAACUCAAUUUAAGUGCUCUGAAAACUUGGUUUCCACUGGAGAAUCAUUUGUUGUCGAAUCUCAGAUUAAAUCUAGGAGUAAAACUGAUAUUGGUUCUGCUGUUAACUUUGGAAAUGUUGUCAGUGGCUCGAAUUUAGCACCAGGUUCAGAUCAAGAGUCCUCUAAAACUUUGAAAGAAAUUUCCUCGACUAAAAAUGUUGAUAAUCUACAGCGGUUGUCUUCAAUAGAGAAGGCAUCAUUGAAAUCUUUUUCCUCGCCGUCAAAAAGUGUUGGAGAAACUUCAAAACAACAGAAAUCUUUGACGAAAAAUGUGUCAAAAACUGGUGAAUCUUUGAAAGAUUUUGAGUCUGGUAGUGGUGUUUUGAAAAUUGAGGGCAGCUCUCCGAAACAAGAGUUGAAAUCUGAGAGUGUUGACUUGAGUCUUGGAACUUCUGACUUGAAAUUGAAGAGUGGUAACCUGAAAACUGAAGUUUCCACUUUGAAAAUUGAUAAUAGUUCUUUAGAGAGUGGAAGUUCUUCGAAAAUGGGGGGUUCUUCAUCAAACCUUGAUAGUUCACCUCUAAAAGCUGGGAAUAGUUCUUCAAAAUUGGAGGAUCCUUCUUCAAAACGUGACAGUUCACUUUUGAAAGUUGAUAAUAGUUCUUCAAAGAGUGAAAGUUCUUUGAAAUUGGAUGAUUCUUCUUCAAAACAUGACAGUUCACUUUUGAAAGAUAAGAAUAGUUCUUUAAAGAGUGAAAGUUCUUCGAAAUUGGAGGAUUCUUCUUCAAACCGUGACAGUUUACCAUUGAAAGCUGGGAAUAGUUCUUCAAAAUUGGAGGAUUCUUCAAAACGUGACAGUUCACCUUUGAAAGUUGGGAAUAGUUCUUUAAAGAGUGAAAGUUCUUUGAAAUUGGAUGAUUCUUCUUCAAAACGUGACAGUUCACCUUUGAAAGUUGGGACUAGUUAUUCAAAGAGUGAAAGUUCUUCGAAAUUGGAGGAUUCUUCUUCAAAACGUGAUAGUUCACCAUUGAAAGCUGGGAAUAGUUCUUCAAAAACUAAGAAGGCUUCUAAAAGUGAUGGUAGCUCUUUGAAAACUGACUCGAAAUCAGGAACUGGUUCUUCGAAAUUGAACUGUGGUUCUUCGAAAAUUGAGUGUAGUUCUGAAUCUGAUUCUAAACCCAUCUCUAAAUCAGAUAUUACUGCCUUAAAGCCUGAGUGUAUAGAUAAUAGUUCCUCAAAAGUGAAGAAAAGUUCCUCAAAGCUAGAAAGUGCUACCUCAAGACCUGAGUCGAAUACCUUGAAAUCUGUUAGUAGUUCCUUGCAAUCGGAAUCUAUUAGCUCGAAAUCUGUAAUUAGCUCCUUGAAAUCUGAAUCUAGUACCUCGUCGAAAACAGAUACCAGUUCCUCAAAGUUUGAAAUUAGCAACUCUAAAUUAGAAAUUUCCUCCUCAAAGCCAUCCAAAGAUUCUAAAACAAAUAUCCGAGGAAAACGUCUGAAAAGCCAACAAAACACAGGUCCUUCUUUGUUGUCUAAUUCUCUUCCUCCUUCAAAUUCUUCUUCGUCGAAAACGAAAUUAACUCCAAAACGCAACGAAGACGUCACUGGCUCAGGAAGUGUUCAUACAAAACCGGGUUUAGGCACGGAUAGCACAAAACCGGGUUUAGCUACCGAUAAUACAAAACCUGCAGGUUCAGGUAUAGAUAAUACAAAACCUGGUUUAGCUACCGAUAAUACAAAACCUACUGGUUCAGGUAUAGAUAAUACAAAACCUGGAUCAGCUACCGAUAAUACAAAACCUGCUGGUUCAGGUAUAGAUAAUACAAAACCUGAAUCAGCUACCGAUAAUACAAAACCUGCCGGUUCAGGCACGGAUAAUACAAAACCUGGUUUACCUACCGAUAAUACGAAGCCUGCUGGUUCAGGUAAGGAUAAUACAAAACCUGGAUCAGUCAGCGAUAGUACAAAACCUGGUUUAGUUGGCGAUAAUACAAAACCUAGUUCAGUCAGCGAUAAUACAAAACCUACAACAGUUGUAAAGAAUCAAAGGCAAAGAAAGAAGGCAACUGCUAAAGAACCAAUUAGAGAAUCACUGGAAGUCGUCAAAAAGUGACUGUAAAUAAAUAAUUAAAUGAAAGUUAAAAUUGAAGAAACCGUAAAAACCGUGACUGCAAAUAAAAUAUAUUUAGAUGAAAUAAACCGUAAAAACCUUGAAGAAUGAAGUGAGGUUUUAUAGGAGAAGUACAAAGCUUAAUAAAGGUACAAAGAUUGAAAGAAAAACUAAAAUUUUGAUGGUUUUGAAGGAAAUUACAAAGGUAAUGAUGGAUAUAAUUGAAAAAAUAAUGAUGAUAUUUAGUAAAAAAGAGAAUAUUGAUGAAUUUACUAGGAAAGUACAAUAAAAUACAACUAAAUUAACUUUUAGCUUUUAGUUUAGUGUAGUGGUUUAGUAGGAGUGAAAUUAAAAUAAAAAUAUUUGUAAAAUUAAUGUAUAACACUGUUUGUCUUGCUCACUUUAAUACCGUAAACUUUGAAAAUUACCGGAAAAAUUAGUUUUGAAAACUUUCUGUGUACUAUUUCAUAUUUUUAGUAAUAGGCUAGUAUUACUAUUCUAGCUACUAUAGUGAGGUC
Nilaparvata lugens (brown planthopper) is the source of this 10527-nucleotide messenger RNA. RefSeq lists its product as uncharacterized. The record is from RefSeq and is a predicted model, not a curated record. Gene Ontology annotation, cellular component: TORC2 complex. Gene Ontology annotation, biological process: positive regulation of phosphatidylinositol 3-kinase/protein kinase B signal transduction; TORC2 signaling. Bases 182 to 10012 code for a protein of 3276 amino acids. Gene Ontology annotation, molecular function: protein serine/threonine kinase activator activity. The transcript has 27 exons. Lineage: Eukaryota; Metazoa; Arthropoda; Insecta; Hemiptera; Delphacidae.